Messenger RNA from Ruditapes philippinarum (Manila clam), 3037 nucleotides. RefSeq names its product heat shock 70 kDa protein 12A-like. The record is from RefSeq and is a predicted model, not a curated record. The transcript is spliced from 5 exons. The coding region runs from base 179 to 1990 and encodes 603 amino acids. NCBI's taxonomy places the organism in Eukaryota, Metazoa, Mollusca, Bivalvia, Venerida, Veneridae.
AUUCGACCUCGAGAAUGGCUAGCAUUAUCGAUUUUAACAAAUCGAUUUUAACAAAUAAUAUUGAAAAGAUAUAAACUAUUAAUUGAUAAAAUACCUUAAUUAUGUUAAAUGAUAAAACGCGGGUAGUUUAUGUGACUGCUGCGGAAUAACCAUUGUGCGGAAACAAAGUGUUUUGAACAUGGCAACAUCAACAUGCAAUGACUCGGCUUCAGAUCAGGCGGACAAUAAGCUUUUUGUGGCGGCCAUAGACGUUGGAUCUUCGUUUUCUGGUUGGGCAUUUUCCUCUAUUUCGGAUUUAGAACAGGCAAAAACAAACAUUCAUGUAAAGUCUUGGUAUUCAACAUACACUUCAUAUUCCACUGGAAAAACACCAACAUGCGCCUUGAUAAAACCAGACGGUGAAACACUGGACUCGUUCGGCUAUGAGGCAGAAAGAAGAUAUGAUGAAUUAUUAUCCAAAAACCAACACGAGAAUUAUUUCUUCUUUAAACACUUCAAAACUCGUCUGUAUGUAAAGUAUAAUGAGCCGUUGAACACAGGAAUGAAGCUUGUUGACCAAUUGGGAAAGGUGCUUCCAGCAAUAAAAGUAUUUUCAGCAAGCAUUUGGUUUUUAGCAAAGGACAUGUUUUCUGAUUUAGAGAAAAGAUUUCAGGAUAUUCGACUGGGAGAUAUAAGAUGGGUUAUUACUGUCCCUGCCAUCUGGACAGACCAAGCAAAAUAUUUGAUGAGAGAAUCUGCUUUGCAAGCAGGAUUACCAUCGAACAGUAUAGUUAUUGCUCUUGAGCCAGAAGCUGCGUCAGUUUAUUGUCGGCAACUUGAUGUGUGUGCUGUUAAUAGAGACACGGGUGUUAUGUUAUCUUCCCUGGAGGUUGGAAGUAAAUACCUCGUGUUAGACGCUGGUGGUGGAACAAUAGAUUUAACAAUACACGAAAUUGCUCCUUCAAAUCGUGUAAAACAAGUUGUUGUUUCAAGUGGAAAUAUUUUUGGUGGAAAUGAAGUGAACAAUGAGUUCGAAAAGUUCUUAAAAACUGCUCUUUCUGAUGAAAAGUAUGAACAAUUUAAAAAAUUUGAAACUGAAGAUUGGUUGUUUUUAAUGGGCGAAUUUGAAGUGAAAAAGAAAUCUUUUAAUCCAGAAAAUACCGAUUGUGUGAAUAUGAGAUUUCCGCAAAGUUUGAAAGAUAUAUAUGAAGCAGACAACCGAAAAACAAUUCUACGAAAAGUCAAAAAGACAAAAAAAAUUGAAAAGGCCUUGAACCGGACGGGCUUUGGCAAAGACAUUAUAAUCAAACGAGACAAAAUGUCCUUCCCAUCAGAUGUUUUCGUCAAGUUCUUCGGACCUGCUGUAGAAAUGACAAUACAACAAAUGAAAAAGGUAUUAGGAAACAUGCUUGUAGGAUCAAUAUCCUGCAUCUUAAUGGUAGGUGGCUUCUCUGAAUGUAUCCUUUUGCAGCAAGUUGUAAAGUCUGAAUUUGCUAACAUUCCUGUUAUUGUACCAGUAGAGGCGUCAACUGCAGUGCUUCAAGGGGCGGUUUUAUAUGGAUAUAAUCCACCUGUUAUUCUAGAGAGGGUGGUGAAAUAUACAUACGGUGUUGCAGGUAGUUCAGAUUUCAAACCGGAUAAACACCCUAUAGAGAAGCGUUUCGUCACUGAUUUUGGAGUUCAGUGUAACGAUAUAUUCUCAAAGCAUGUUACUCGAGGAGAUUUAGUAAAAUUUGACACGCAGCACAAGAAACGGUAUUUCAUACAGAAUCGAAAUCAGAACAAGGUACAAAUUGAUAUAUAUGCAUCAGAACUUUCAAACCCGAGAUUUACUACAGACAAAGACUGUCAUGUUGUUGGUAAGAUCAUCCUAGACUUAUCUUGCACAGAUGAUAUACGUAAUAACCCAAUAGAAGUUACAUUUGCGUUUGGAGGCACAGAAAUUACUGUAACUGCCGAAGAAGCAAAAUCAGGGAGAAAAGUUAGUACAGUUGUCAGUUUUCUUGAAUAAGAUUGACACGAUUGACGUGAAGAGACAGAAUAAUAUUUUGUCAUCAACACUUCCGUGGAUUAAGGUUAAGACUUAAUAAGCAGAAAACUAACUAUAUAUUUCACAUUCCAUUUAAUGUAUUCGAAAGUAAUUUGGAAGUCUCUGUUCAGUUGUGUUUGUGCAUAAACGUAGAUAAUAAAUGAUAACUAUUACGAACUUAGAAAAAUCCACGUAUUCAAAUAUAUUCAAAUACUGUUGACAGAAUUGCUAUGAUAAAGAUAUUUCACCUAGUCAUCUUGAGUCAGGUGUCAAACAUCUGAGAAACAUUGGUAUCAGCUUAGCCUUUUUUAUUUCACAAUUUAAAUACGAUUUGUUAUUAUUCCAAAUUCAUGAUUAUUUGUGACGGAUAGUAGUACAAUUUGAAAGUAGGUUACCUCAUUCUUGGCACCGAACUUGAAGUUAAAAAAAAAAACAGAACUUCAACAGGAAGCUAAAAAUAUAAUACGGAAAACCCAAACAUUUAGAUUUGUAUAACAUUAUUUCUGGGCGCAUACUAUGAUAGAAUAUUGAAAAUUGAGACAAUCAUCAUUAAUCGUAGGUUUACUAGUACCUUAAUUCGUAAGCAUGUUUAUCGGAAGUUAGGGUCUAAAUCAUAUAGUUCUGUUAUUGAGUGUGAAGGCGUAGUCUUUGACUUAUUGCAGCAAUUAUUUGUUAAUAUUCAGUGGUAUGGAUAAAUUUCAAACAAACCUAUGUUUUCCUAAGGUAAGGAUAUUUGAAAAUGUCUAGCCACAUAUGUUUGCUUAUUGUAGCUACUACAUGAAAGACGAAAUAUUGUGUAACACAUAUAUGGUAUUCAUUUUUAUAUGAAUUUGCAAUACAUUUGCAUCGGAUUUUAGGCACGACAAACCAUUGUAUGCCAUUAAAAUGAUAUUUUUAGUAAAUCGACACAUAAUAUAACAUUUACAACAAAUAAACCACCUACAUAUUGCAUUUAAUUUCGUUUUUAAAGACCAACAUCGUGUAGUUUGUGUCAUUUGUCACUUGAAAACCAUUUUGUGUAAACUCGUU